UUGACUUAAAAAGACAGUUUCAGCUGUGUUUGUGCUCUGCUAGGAGGCAUCAUGGGGAGAACUGUGGUGCAGCUCACCCUCAUUGGGCUGCAGCUGGCUUUGACUUCCACACUGCUAAACAAGGAUGACUGGGACGUCUACAGCUUUCACAUCAACUCCACAGUGACCAGUCGUUAUGCCACCACUGUCAUCACAAGCCGUGUGGCCAAUCGUAUGGAUGAGUCAAAGGAAAUUGAAUUCCAUGUUCGGAUUCCCAAGAAUGCCUUCAUCAGUAAAUUCCAAAUGUUUAUUGAUGGCCAAGUUUAUGAUGGUGUUGUGAAAGCUAAGGAGCAAGCUCAGCAGCAGUACACUGAAGCUGUGUCCCGUGGUGAAAGUGCUGGGCUUGUCAGUUCUGUAGGGAGGACUCUGGAGGAAUUUAAGACCUCUGUAACUGUGGCUGCUCACAAAAAGGUCACUUUUGAACUCACAUAUGAGGAACUGAUGAAACGCACACAUGGCAAGUAUGAGCUGCAAAUUCAUGCUCGACCCAUGCAGCCUGUCAGAGACUUCAAGGUGGAUGUGUACAUUCACGAGGAAGCCGGCAUCAAUUUUAUUGAUGUGAAAGGAGGCCUGAGCACCAAAGCCCUUGCUAAUGCCAUCACCAAAACCCAUGUUAAUAAACAGUUUGAUGGCAACAUUUUUCCCUGGAAAUUGGAACUUGUUCAGGCCAACAGUAAAAAUGUGGAAAGCGCCAAAAACUUUGCAUGCAACAUUCAAGCUGGAGGAUACACAGACAUCAAUCAAGCACUGCUGCAAGGAGCAAAUAUGCUGAACACGCAUGACAGAGAAGGUUCAGCAUCAAUCCUUAUACUCCUCACAGAUGGACAGCCAACCAAAGGGGUGACAAAUCUGGAGAAAAUACAGUCAAAUGUCAGAGAGGCUGUUGCAGGCAAAUUCCCAGUUUACUGUCUGGGUUUUGGUUUUGAUGUUGAUUUUGAGUUCCUUAAGAAAAUGUCGCUGCAAAAUAACGGUGUGGCACGACGGAUUUAUGUAGACUCUGAUGCUGAUUUACAGCUGAAGGGUUUCUAUGAAGAGGUGGCAACUCCUCUGCUGACAGAUGUGACAAUGAUCUAUGUGGGUGGGACCAAUCUAACCCAGACUAACUUCAGUCAGUAUUAUAAUGGUUCUGAGAUUGUGGUGGCCGGACAGAUCACAGACAAUGGCAUUGAAACCUUCACACCUCAAGUUGUGGCUAUUUCGAGUAAUAGAAGGUUAGUAUUUUCUGACCCAAAUGGCAUUGUGGAAUCUGGUGGAAGUGUGUCUGAUGACCUUAUCCAGAGAGUUUGGGCCUACCUCACAGUUAAACAGCUUCUGGACAAAGAGCUCCAGUUAUCUGGACCUGAGAAAGAGCAAGUGAAGAAGGAGGCUUUGAGUCUCUCACUGAAGUACAGCUUUGUGACGCCGCUCACAUCUAUGGUUGUCACAAAGCCUCUGGGAGAGACCAUACAUGUGCUUCAUAAACCCAAGGAAAGUGAAGCACCACAGAGAAGGAAGCUCCCUGGACGUCAAUCCAUUUCAAGACACCGUGGUACUUCUACUGGUCACAGGAGUGAUAAUGUUGCAACAACUGCUGUUGAGAGAGCCUUUGAGGGCUGGUUCUCCUCACUUGAUCCAGGAGAAAUGAUAGAUAUUUUACAAUUUGUUAAUGGAGAUAGAGGAUUUUACUUUUCCUCGCCCUCUGGAUCUCAAUCCCACAAAAAACAACCUAAUUUAAGAGAAACCUUACUUGAUAUAUUCAUACAUCAUUAUUCACCUCAUGGCAAUCCUCUGCAACCAACUGAUGCUCCUCUUCUCCACAGGUUUUUGUUAAAAGCUGAGAAUCAGACUGUUCCGCUGUGCUUUGAUGUCAGUGGUGCUCUCAGCCUUAAACUUCUUCAUCAUCCCAGCAGGGAGCUGUUUGUGAAUGGUGAGCUUGAUUCAGUUGCAACCGGAGGUUUCAAGAGAAUUUUCAUACACUUCCAAACUAACAAGCAUUUUGAGAUUGACACCAAAGGGGUCACUGUACGAGAUGGACAGACAGAAACACAUCACACUGGACAGGAUCUGGUCACUGCUGGAAGUGCCACAAUGAUUAUGCGCAACAAUGAAAUAGACAUUGCAGCAGGAGACAUGCGCCUGGUUAUUUUAGUUCAUAAGAAGAACAGCAUUAAAUUCCUUUGGCCAGUUUUAAGACAGCAUCCUUCAGCCAACAACACUGAUGGACUUUUAGCUCUAAAGUCAGCAGUUUAUGAGGAGGUACAACAAGUUGCGGCUACAAAACUAAAGAUUAAAAACCAGGAGAUCAAUGUUACUAGCGGCGAUGCCAAUGACUAUAGCAUUGCCUCUCCUCUCAUGAUGAACUGCUGGCUCACAUCUGCUGACUCUGCCUUGCAGAGACCACUGGCCGAUUUCAUUGUUCCACAACUUUAACUGGAAACAGUGAAAAAAUAUUUCAUUUAAGAAGAGAAUAUGGAAAAUACUUGCAACACCUGCUUCCAGCAUGAACAAAUAAAAAUAUCUUGGAUUGUU
Molecule: messenger RNA, 2547 nt
Organism: Neolamprologus brichardi
Lineage: Eukaryota; Metazoa; Chordata; Actinopteri; Cichliformes; Cichlidae
Source: RefSeq, a predicted model, not a curated record